Messenger RNA from Sphenostylis stenocarpa, 282 nucleotides. The record is from the annotation of a GenBank genome assembly. NCBI's taxonomy places the organism in Eukaryota, Viridiplantae, Streptophyta, Magnoliopsida, Fabales, Fabaceae.
AUGUUGAAUAAAUUGAGUACGAUUAAGGCCAAGAGGGUAACCAUCCCUCCGUGGAUUUUGAUUAAGUUGGUGUUGGGUGUCAGGCCUAUGGAUUACAUGAGUAAGCUGGUGUUGGGUGCCAGGCCUAUGGAUUACAUGAGUGAGAGUGUGGAUUACAUGAGUAAGCUGGUGUUGGGUGCCAGGCCUAUGGAUUACAUGAGUGAGAGUGUGGAUUACAUGAGUAAGCUGGUGUUGGGUGCCAGGCCUAUGGAUUACAUGAGUGAGAGUGUGCAGUUGGUUUAA